UGAACUGAAGCUGAGUAAUAGUAAUUCUAGAGACCCGUGGAAUCGAUAUUUAUUACUUGGGCCACUAUACUGCAGUCCCUUUCAUUGGUUACACUUGGCCAUUGUUAGGUGUUUUGUUUUAGCGUGUCAAGUUUUUGGCGCCGUUGCCGGGUACUUUCUAGAUUAUUAGGAAAGGCAGAAGUUUGUUACUUUAGCGUUUUUCUUUUCUUUUCCACCCUUCCUUUUUACUUGGGUGUUUUUUGUUUUGUUGGUGCAGAUCUGAAUCAUGGAUCCUCAUGGCUUCUCCAACCAUUGGGGGUAUCCACCACCAUCCGGGUGGUAUUACCCCGAGACUCCCUACAGCAAUCAAGGAGGAGAAGACUAUGGAUUCCGGUUCCAGUACCAACCCUCUUACUACGGAGAACAAUCAGACCUCUGGGCAUAUCAAGAACAACCUCAUUACCAAGAAGACUUUCUCCCACAACCAGAACGGCCAUCGGAGCUGGAGUUACCCAUGGCGGCCUUCACGGGCCACUCUGCAGAGCCAUGCUACACUUCACUGGAAGAUCCGAACAAACAAUUAAGGCCUCUCGUGGAGCAGUUUGCUCGAGACACUGAGAGAUCCUGCUCCAAGAUGGAUCUUCAAAUCAAAGCCCUUGCCCCUUCAAAUCCCUCAUUUCUCCAUGAUAUGGAGGAGACUGUUCAGCGCUCAGCGAAGCAAACAGAGUGGGUGCAGCAAGUUUGCUCACAUCUUGCUCAAGAUCACCUUUAUGCUACCACGCUAGAAGAGGUGGAGGAUGACAAAGGCUACGGGGAUGUUGAGGAGCAUAUAGAAGUUAUCACAGAGAACUCCCAUGAUAAUCAUGAUCAGGAAAGUCCUCUAGUUGCAUAUCACACAUUUCCUUAUUUCUGCUCUAACAUGCUGGGCCCGAGCGAGGAGAUGCAAGAUGAUCUCAUUGAAGAAAUUACAUGGCGACUUGCUCUCCAAUAUGUGCUAGAAGAAGAAGAGCAAGAAAGGGUGCAGAAAGAAGUUGUGGAGGAUGACGAAAGUGAAGCAGGAGGAGUUCUUGAUCAUUUCCCAAGGGUGAUACCACAUGAAAAAGAAAGGGGGGUUGAAGAAGCAAUUGGCGUCCAGGCUGAGGACGGAGUUAAGGUGGAAGAGGCCUGCACCAGCCAUGAGUUGCAAGUAAUAUCCCCACCAAACUUUGAGGAACUGCUUAGCAAGGACCCAUUUGCAGUGUCUCUUUGCCAGACUAAGGCCACAUCAACAUCGGUCCCUCUUGGUGGACGCGAUGGUGGCCAAUCGAUGCUGUCAUAUCUGGUUUGAGGCAAUGAGACGAGAGAAGAGAAGAAGAGGUCUCGAGGGUGGAGACUUCAUCUGCAUCAAGUACAUGAGCCUUCAUCACCUGCCACACCACAUGCUUGUGACUUGAGACUCCACCUCAUCGACGAGAACCUCAACUUCAAGGAGGUUCUAGCAUGGACCGAAACUUAGGAGCCAUCGUGCGGCUCAUGACGUGAAAGAAGCGCUUGUUGGGAGGCAACCCAACCAGUCAGUUUGCAUUUCUUUCUCUAUUUCUCCUAGGUUGAGUCAGUUUUGUUAUUUGAUUUUAGAGUCAAUAACUCAACCUUUGUGAGAUUUUGUGUGGUGUUUGUGUUCUGAUUACUCUCUCUUUCUGGAAUGCACCGCCUGACCCGUUCAUCAUCAUUCACCCUUGAUCUGGUAACUUCGUUCUACCCUCCUUGUCUUUCCUCCAUUGAGGACAAUGUCGUGCUUAAGUGUGGGGGGGUGUUCGAUUAUUUAUGCGGGUGAAUGUUUGGCUGUUUGUGUGCUUGGAGCCUAGUCCACUGUCCAAAUCUCGAGAUUUGAGGGCUCCAAGUACGGCUGUUUGAUCAUAUUGGCACUGUGUUUGAUUGGUGAAUUGAAUGGUUUUCGGAUUAAUGCAUGACAACUAGAUGGUGAUUAGGACAACCUAUAAUGAUGACUGAGACGUGCAGUAGAAUUGUGUAGGGUUCAGUUUUUCAACUGUUUGCUUACCAACUGUGACUUGGAUUGAUUACUUGUUUUUGACAGUCUCUUAUGCAUCUAGUUCAGGGAAUCAGAAUGAGAGAUAGAGCAUAUAGGUAGCCAUGUGAGAUUUGAGCCUGCUCGUUUCUUUCUUGUGUGAUAGUUCCCUCUUCCAUGAUGUGCAGCAUUCACGUUGUCAUUAGCUAAGAUGAUGGAGGCAUAGGAUUAGCCCACGACCAAAUUGACUGUCCUGGUGUGUCAUACCCCCUAGUCAGCCCCUUUGAGCCGUGAGUUAUCCUUUCUUUCGGUCUUCAAUGAAAAUUCACCCUUUUGCAUCUUUUAGAAAGUUCCACAAAGUGAUUUUUACAUGUUCUCUGCUGUUUCUGCUAAAUGUAAUGUGAGAGUUGGAGGUAGUUCUUAAAAAGUUGGGCAGGCGUUUAAAAAUAUGCAGAGGUGGUGGUUCUCUUAAGAAAUGAAAAAAUGAAAGAAAAACAAAGAAAAAAUGAAAGCAAAAGUGAGCCACCACCAAAAAUCUGAAUAGUGCCCAUUAAGUAGUGCUUCUUAGCAGUCUGGCUUAGAAGUACUGGUAUUUAUGUGACCUCCUUCGCUCUUGUGCUCUGAAUUUGAGUAAUGCAGAAUAGCAGAAAGAAAGUACUGGUUUGAUUGACUGUGAGUUUGUUGGGUUUGGAAUUGUGGAACCUUGUGCUAUGAAUACUUCCACCACCUAAAAGGCCUUUUCCCCAUGUCCAAGACCCUAGCCAGUCAUUUGAACCUGUGUCUGAGACCUCCUGAUGAGUUAGUGAUGACAACCAUUUAUGUGAACUCUAACCUUUAGAGGUUGCCGUCAUGGUGAAGAGAUGUUAGGAAUUGAAAGAAAUAGUAUGCGCAUUUUUCGCAUCAAAUUGUCCUGACCCCACUGGUCGAGAGUGAGCGGUUCAUUUCCUUUUUCUUUACACUCUUUACCCGGUGAGGACCUAGAUGGCUCGGUCUUGAUUCUGAUUUCUUGAGUUUUAUGCAAGAGUUGACUGUCUUGAGCAAGUGGUUGAGUAAAGUCUAGGUUGGUUAAUGAACAGAAGGGAGACUCCUCAUUUACUCGAUUUUGCUGCACUCGAAUGUCUUCUGUGGUGGUUGUCCAGGUUGCUAUUAAGGUUGUUCAUGUGUUGAUGUUUGGAAACCUUUAUGAUUCACGUGUUCUGUGCCUAUAUGACUUGUCCCCAAUGUUGGUAUGAUUGAAAUAUGUGAGCUUACCUUGUGUCUGACUUGGUUUGCUUGGGGACAAGCAAACGGUUAAGUGUGGGGGAGUUUGAUAAGCCGUUAAUUGCACAUGUUUUUACCCCUAUUCUGGAGCCGUCUGGGAUGGUAAUUCUCGUGUUUUAGGCCGAUUUCACGCUAGGUUGUGUUUGUUUGUGAUAUUUCAGGUCCUAGCAAGUGAAUGAAGGUUUAGGAGCGAGUUCGGGGUCGAUUGGACGAAGAUCGGGCGAGAGGCAAGUCGAAAAGGAAGCCACACCAGCACACCCACAACUCACACGGCCGUGCAAGUGACCACUUUGGCCGUGUGAGAUUGUGCGAGCCUUCACACAGCUUGCCUUGAUAUCCACACGGCCGUGUGAAGGAGUGGUUUGGCCGUGUGGAAUUAUGCGAGGCUUCACACGGCCAGGCAGGGUGAUCCACACGGCCGUGUGACCCUGGCCGUGUAUGAAGCCUGAAGUGCAACUAAUCGGGACGCAGCGUUUUGAAGUCACACGGGCAACUGGGUAUGCUACACGGCCGUGUGGCCCUGCCCGUAUGAGUCGGGAAUUGCUGGUUAAAACCCGAUUUUCAGGAAAAGGAGAGGGGAGAGCUGAGUUUUGGAUCCCAAACACCCAAGGGACGAACCCUAGAGAGAGAGAGAGCGACUUGGGAACAUUCUUGGAGCUAUUUUGGAGGAUUUCUUCGCCAUUGGAGCUCGGGAAUCAAGCUUGGAGAUGGAGAUUGAAGAUCUAGAUCAGAUUUCUGCAGUCUCUCUCUUCUCUAUGGAGUAACUUCCCUUCACUUAGGUUUUGAGGAACCCUAGUUCCAUGAGUUAGGAUCUUUCUUGUAUGAAGUUUUGGAUGCUAUAUUGUUUGAUUAUAAUCGAAUGAUGCAUGUUUAUUGAGUCAAUUGAAGUCUGAUCAACUUUUCCUGAUUUCUGCUGCAACCUGAGAUAGAUAGAAUCUGAUUAGGCUGUUAGAGCCUCAUCAUUUGGUAGUAGGAGAUUGGCUAUACGAGAGUUAGCCAGUUUACUACUUUGUACUGGAAUCCAAUUCCAGUAGUGGAGUUCUGUGCUUAUUGCUUCAGCUUUCUAUCCCGGUGAAGACUAGUCGUCUGCCGUAUAGUUAGACUAAGAGGGCUUGGUCAGCUUAAGAGAUUCCAAGCUACUGUCGGAUCUUCCGCAGUUUAAUCAACAGUAAAACAACCAAAAGGAAUUACAACUUGGACCUAAUUGAGGAGCUAGGGGGAAUCAUACCUAAGUGAGUUCACAACUUGUAAUUAGUAGAGUAGUCAGUAGAGUAGUUUAUAAAUCAAUCCUUAAUCUAGUUUGCUAGAUAAUGAACUGAAGCUGAGUAA
Molecule: messenger RNA, 4573 nt
Organism: Linum trigynum
Lineage: Eukaryota; Viridiplantae; Streptophyta; Magnoliopsida; Malpighiales; Linaceae
Source: the annotation of a GenBank genome assembly